Molecule: messenger RNA, 654 nt
Organism: Erigeron canadensis
Lineage: Eukaryota; Viridiplantae; Streptophyta; Magnoliopsida; Asterales; Asteraceae
Product: reticulon-like protein B13
Exons: 4
Coding region: 1-654 (217 amino acids)
Source: RefSeq, a predicted model, not a curated record
AUGUCGGAAACAACAACAACAACAACCCAAGUUCAUCCUCCUUCAUCAACUACAGAUGACUUUUACUCGGUGAAAGAUGUAAUAAUGUGGAGGAAGAAACGUUUGAGUGUUGGAGUAAUGGGGGCUGCAACUGCAUUGUGGAUGGUAAUGGAAGUUUACGGUUUCAAUUUCAUAACUGUGGCAUCUUGGAUCUCUAUCUUCCUUUUUUCUACUCUUUUUGCAUGGGCUAAUAUAUAUAGGCUGAUUUACAAGGAAGAACCAAGAAUGUCGGGGGUAAUGAUAUCCAAGAGCACAGCAACUGAAAUUGCAAAUCAGAUAAAGAAAUCAUCAGAAGAGGUCGCGAAAUGGAUAUUUAAAAUCGGUGCUCAGAGUGAGUGGUAUGUUUUUGGUGCAACGGUUGUAGGGCUGUGGCUACUUUCCAUCAUUGGCAGCGUGUUCGACUUCCUGACUUCUCUCUACAUUGGGACCAUGAUGGGUAUGAUUGUGCCGGUGAUUUGGGUGAAAUAUGACAAUAAGAUAAGGGAAAUUGGGACGAGGUUGCAGAGGCAGAGCAAGCGAUUAUACAGCAAGAUAGAUGAGAAGGUUUUGCAGAAGGUAAAGAACAAGUUCAACUCAUCAUCAAAAAAGGAGGUAAAGGAGAAGAAAGCUGAAUAG